Molecule: messenger RNA, 5856 nt
Organism: Eupeodes corollae
Lineage: Eukaryota; Metazoa; Arthropoda; Insecta; Diptera; Syrphidae
Gene: sky
Product: GTPase-activating protein skywalker
Exons: 14
Coding region: 1286-3136 (616 amino acids)
Source: RefSeq, a predicted model, not a curated record
CGUAUGAUUAUUGGAAUGCGCGCCGUCACAGUAUCCGCAAGUGAGUGAAUUUUUUCUUCAAUCAAUCGGAACGGAAAAAGUGUGAAAUCAUAAUUUUAUUUUUUUUACUAAAGAAAAUUAUUAAAUUACCGUUGUUCAAAAUAAAAAUAUGUAUAAAUUUUAUUUUCAAAAAUCCAGUGAGUGAGAAAAAAUUAUAAAUAAAAAUCCAAGUUUUUCUGUCGUCAUUUGUUUCAACAAAAAAUAAUAGAAAAAAGAAAAUUACGAAAUCUCGAAGUAAAGGAAUCCAAGAAUCUCGUCCUCGCUUUUCCUUAACCAAGUUGAAGCAGGGCAGGGGCAAUACCCAAAUAUCGAUUUUUCACUUGUUCAAUGAAAAAUAUGAAAAAAAUUCUUAAAAGUGUCUAAAAUCUAAAUUUCUCACUUCAGUUAGAAUUACUUAAAAAAUUUCACCAAGUUUUCGCAGUGAAUUUGUAGUACGAAACGAAUUACCCGGGAAUUGUGAAAGAGUUGAAGAAAUUUGUGUGUGCGAAUAUCGAGAAUUAUAACAAAUACAAAAAAUUAAAAUUGUGUGUAACUUUUUUACAGCAAUCGAUUUGCUCUGGAUUGGAAUUUUGUUAAUUGCAGUUAAUUUUGUAUCAUCAAUUUUAUCAAACAAAAAGUACGCUAUCAGGAUCAAAGAAAAGUAUUAGAACAUUGCGGAAAAUGUUAUUCGAAGAUCUCACAUAAGUAAAUAUUUUUACGAAAUUCAAUGAUGAAUUCAGCACGACAUCAUCGCAUUGGAGUAUUUCUAUCUCCAUAAACUAUACAAAGCCAAAACGAAAAAUCCAAAAAUUAAAAUUCAUUUUUAGAAUAAACAAUAACACACAAAAAAAAGCAACAAAAACAACAAGAAAAAUCGUCUUCGAAAAUUUUAUACAAUUUAUUAAAAAAGAAAAAAGAAACUGCAAUCAACAUCCUAAUAUCUAGUCACUAUAUAAAAGUCGAGGCAAAGAAGAAGGAAAAUAGUACACAAAAACAACAACAAAAUAGAUACAACAAAAAAUAAAAAUCGAAUUAUUGAAAUAAAAAUUUAUUAAAUCAAUUUAUCUCAAUAAAUCUAUACCUACAUAAUAAUCCUAUAAUAAAAUAUAUCUGCGCAUAAAGCAACAAUUAAACACAACGCCAACGUUUAAAAAUACAUAUAGAGAAAAACUCGAAACGCAAUUACCAAAGAUUAUAAUUUGUAUUUUUUUUUUAAUUAAUAAAUUUACCCGAGGAAAGAAGAAGAUUUUCAAAAAUUGAUCCAAAAAUGCCAUAUAGUCGGGAUGCAUCGGUUAAUGCCGAUAAAUUAAGCGGAAUCGAGGAGGAAAGCGAUUUGUAUGAGGGUUUUGCUCCUCACGUCGAUACAUCGGAAAUUAAGAAUCUUGACUAUCAAACCAAUUCGAAGCAAUCAGGUAAUCUCCAAAUAAUAUCAAGGCUCAUCUUGCCGAGAAAAGAACCAUUGCUUAAAUGUUUUGCUGAGAUUCAACCAUUAAUUCUGCAAGGGAAAAAACGUGAAGUUAAAAGUAUACUUCGAGAAAAUGCCUGGCCUAUUAAUUCACCGAUACGGUCUCAGCUAUGGCCGGCGUUAUGUGCACAGCAUCAAACGAAGCAGAAUAUGCUUGAUGGUUUCUAUUGGGAAAUGGUACAUCAGGUAUUUGGUACAACAGAACUCUCAGAGAAACCAAUAAUGCUCCCAGCGUUUGUCGAUUCCGCCCACUGUUUGCCAUACCAUCUCACUCGAACUGGACGUGCAGUGGCAGAUCGAAUUGUAAAUGUUCUAGGAUAUGAUUGUCCUGAUAUAACAUUCAGUCCAGUAUUGUAUCCCAUUACAUCAAUUCUAUUGCAUUUUAUGUCUGAGGAAGAAGCCUAUCACUGUCUUGCAAGUUUAGUUGCAUGCAAAGAAAAGGUGUUCAUCAAUCAGACAAAACUACUACACGAAGUCACUUGGAAAACAGUGAUGCAAAUUGCCAAAAAACAUGCAAAAACCUCCGUCUCUUAUUUGCAACGAAUAUGCCCUGGUCAAAAAUUAGAAAGAGUUUUCAUGGACUGGUGCUGGUGGAUAUUAGCUGGUUUACCAUUUCAGCAUUUAGUACGUGUUAUGGACUGUUUUUUUCAUGAGGGUAUCAAGGUAUUCUAUCGUAUCUCUCUGGUCAUACUCAAUUUAUUCCAAAAGGAAUGCACUUCGAACAAUGAAUGGAGUCCAGAUAAUAUUAAGAAUGACAUUGGUAAUGCGCUUAUAAAAUUUUGCAAAAAAUUACCAGUUUCACCAGCGAAGCUGUUACAAUCAGCGUUUAGUAUUAGGGGGCUAAGUUCCACAUAUAUAUCUAGGAUAUUUAUUAAGACUGAAAUGUUACUAAAAAGUAGAUCAGUUCUAAGCGGUUCAAAGCAAUUAGUUCGAUCGCGUUCCAGUGAUAAUUUACCAACGAGUCAAUCGCAAGUCAACAUUCAAAUGAUGUCACAUACAUUGACCAUACGAGAGAGGGUGCAUUCCGAGACCUGUCGCAAUCUGGGCGAACAAUCUCCUGGGCAUAGGGUUCUCGCUAUGGGCGUUUAUCCUGUUCAGUCGUUAAAGAGUCGAAUAGCCAGUGGUGAAGAUCUCUUUACACUCUGGUCAUGGCUGCCAGUUAGGAUAACAAUGUACCAACCCGUACUGCUGUAUACAACUGAAGAGCAUGGUUGCUCAUUGACAACAUUUUAUGUUCGGGUGGAGCAACAUGAACCGACUUUAAUGAUGAUCAAAACGUGCAAUAAUGAGGUUUUUGGGGCCUAUUGCUCAUCAAGAUGGUUUGAGCGUAAUGUCAAAGAUGACAAAGGCCAAAGGCAGGCCUACUUUGGAACAGGUGAAACUUUUCUAUUUUCUCUUUAUCCAGAAAGAGCAAAAUAUCCUUGGGUUGGUAUUGAAGGUGAUAAGGGAUUGGGACAUUCAUCGGAACUUUUUAUGGCGGCUGAUGCUAAAAUGAUCACGAUUGGUGGAGGUGAAGGCCAAGCUAUUUGGAUGGAUGAAAAUAUUCGUUUUGGCAAAACAGACAGUUGUAAAACUUUCAACAAUCCACCAUUGUGUCCAACGGGUGAUUUUGAAAUACGAGUUCUUGAAGUUUAUGGUUUUGUCGGUGCUUAAAAAGUUAAAAAAAAAGAAAAUAACAUUCAAACAAAAGCAGCUCAUAAAUACAUUAUUUUAUGAAUGAAGCAAAAGAGCAAAUCAAAAAAUAUCACUCCUCUGAAACAAAGCGAGUUGGAUUUUUUACUACACAAAAAAAAAGAAGCAAAAUGCAAAAAUAAGAAGAAAAAUUCCCAGCAUUUGAUUGUUUAUUUUUUCUUAAACUUUGUUUGUGUUUUUUUUUGGGAAUAACGAAUUAUUUUUUAAUUAAAAAUUAAAAUAAAUAAAAUCAUUAUUGCAUUAAAUUGAAACAAGUAAACAAUUUUUGUCACAUAACAUAAAAUAUACAAAUUCUAUAUACAAAACAAACACAAAAAUUAAAAAAAAACAUAUAUAUAUAUAUAAACAUAAAAAAACAUUUAAUCUAGUAAAGUAAAUGUUAUUUAAUGUGGAAAAAUCAAUAUAAUACUAUAAUGUUUGCGCGCAUAAAUGUAUAUUGUUUGUUUCUAGUUUGUUUUUGCUAUAUACGAAAUGUUAAUUUUUAAUGUAAUGUUGUAAAAUGUAACGCAUGCUAAUUAUGCAUACAAAAACAGAAUAAGUGUUUGGAGUAUAAUAAGGGAAAAACAACAAACCAACAAUGGACUGAUUAUUUUUUUUGUUUUUAAUUCCUAAUUAAUUACUUUUAAUUAUUAUAAUUUUUUUUCUUGUUUAUUUAAUAUAAUUCUUGUUGAAAUUUUUUUGUUUAUAAUUUUAGUUUGUUGUUGUUAUCGAAAUAAAUUUAUACAAAAGAAAAAUAUGAUAAAACAAAACGAAUUAUAUUUUUAAUGUAAAUCUUGCGUUGUUAAAUUAUUUCUUACUUUUUACCUCUUAUAUACAAAAAAAAAGAAACAAUAAUAUAUUUUAUGCAUAUUUUGUUUGUUUAUAUUUUUUUUUUUAUAAUUAGUAAAAAUAUGCAAGAGUAAAAACUAUAAUAUUGGCCCAAUUUUGUGGAGCUUUAUUUUCCAGACAACAAAAUAAAUAUUUUCUGUAUUAUAAAUUAUGAUAUGUUCGGUAAUUGUUGUUACUGUGUGAAUUUUAUGGAUAGUAGUUUUUUUUGUAAUUAUUGAAAAGAAUAGUAAUAUGAAUUUUUGUGUUUGCACUUCUGCGAUAGGGUCAACUUUAUAAGCUGAUCAAAUAGUUAUUAUAUUGUGAGAUUUAUCGGCCGUCCAUAAGUUUUAUUAAGCUUCUUCUUUUAAGAGAGAUUUUUAUUUUAAACAAAUAAUAAAAUCCUUAAACAUUUACAGAUGUUAAAAAGAUAUUAUAGAGUCACAAAACGUCAAAAAUGUUUAAAAUAAACUUGCUAUUAUAUAUUAUGUUCUCGAUUUAAUUAUCGGAUGUUUCAGAAUAAGAAACGAACUCGAAAAAAAUGUUUAAAGUUAUAUCAAAUUUAUUUUGAUCAAAUAUUUACAAAAAGUUCAAUUUGAAAACGUGGCAUAAUUUUUAUAUGUAGGCAAUAUGUGUUUAAGGUUGUUAACCUUGUUUCUUAAACGGCAGAACACCAUUUAUAAGGUAUUACAAUUUCUGUCGAGUUUUUAAGAAUGCACAAAAAAGUGCUUCAAAGAGAAAAAAGGCACAGUCAGUUUAUUUUUUGUAUGAUUUUUCUUUGAUCUGUAAAAGAGUCUGUACACAAAGCGUUUUGGUUAAACUUUUCGGCAAAAAAAAAGGUAUUAUUAAAAUAUAAAAUUUUAUUUUUAAGACUCAAGGCGUUCGAUUUGUCAAUUUCGUGUUAGCACCUCCUAUUAAAAGAUAUGAAGCUGAUAAAUUGUGGUAUGGUCUUGUUUCUAGCGAGUCCUAAUCUCACAGAAAAACAAACACAAGAAUGGCCGAUAUAAAAACGCUUCAGUCAAAAUAUCUCACAAAUUAAUAAAACAAUGGUUAUAUUUUUCAGUAGUAGAUUUUUGUUUUUAAUUAUUAUUAUUAAUAAACAAAAAACAACAAUCUUUUAAACCAAAAUUACUGUUAAAUCUUUUUAUUCUAUAUUUGUUAAAGUUAAAAUUCUUGUUUGUAUAUUGAUAAAUAUAGUCUAUUCUAGGUUAAAAAUAAAAAAUAGUUUGUAUAAUGUUACUACUCUGAAAAAUAAAAUAUUUAAAAACAAAAAACCGAAACUAUAUAUAGGAAAACAAAGUAAACCUCCGUGAAUAUUUAAAAUAAUAAUUAAAACAUCAACGAUAUAUAUACAUAUAUAAAUAUAAACAAUAUAUUAUAACAUUUAGCUAUAGAAAUUAUAUAAUAUUUAAAAAAUAAGAAAAGUGGCUUUGUUAUUAUAAUUUCCGUUAUAUUUGUAAAUAAUUUAAUAUUUUUUUUUAUUUUUAUCAUUUUUCAAAUGUGUAUCAAAAAACACAUUCACAUUCAAUAUACCUACAAAAAAUAUAUAAUUUAUGCAUCGCGGAGGUCUUUAUCAGUAUUUAUAUAUUUGUGUUAAAAAAAUUCUCUUUUCUUUUAUAUAAAAAUGUAUUUUUAUUACUUUUAUUAUUAUUUGUAUUAACAAAAAAGAAAAUUAUAAUUGUGAAAAUAAUAUUUUGUAAAUAAAUUUAAAAAGAAAAUGUUUUAAAAAUGUAUUAAAUAUAAAGAUCAAAACACAUAUAUACAUAUAUAAAAUAAUAAUUGAAUAUUAUCGAAGAACUAUGUACCAAGAACCUUUUAUUAAAAGUUAUUAAAAAAAAACAUGUGCGUUAAACAUAACAAUAAAAAUAAUUUAUGCA